AUGAUUGCUCAACUUCAUUUAAUGCAAUCAAGACCUUUUGGAGCUGUCAAGUUUGCAUUGAAAAGUAUCGGAAUCAAACCUGACUGGUGCGAAGGUUAUAUCACACUGGCUAGAGCCCAAAGGGAGAUGGGAGAGGUACUACUCUCUCUUGAAAGCUACCAGAAGGCGAUUGAUCUCCUUGACCGCGCAGAGUCGCUUUCGGAAGAGGAAAAAGAAGAAAUUAGGCGCGAAAGAACUGAACUCGUUGUCCUUUUGGAUAACUACAAGACCGAACAUGGAGAGUUACAGGGACGAGCUCACGUUGUGGAAAACCUGAAUGCAGUGGAUACCCAAUUUGUUGACUAUUCAAGUGUACGGGAAAUAUGGAAGAAGGAAAUCGAAGCUAGCGAAUUUGAAUUACAGGAACGUAAAGAAGAAGAAUCCGAAGCAGCCAAGGCGGCAGCAGCGAAUAUUACAAGAAUUGAUGAAGAGAAAUUUACUCAGAUGGAGCAGGAAUCAAGUGUUUGUAACAAACAAACCAUCCAAAUAGAGGAAGUGUAUACUUGCUCUCUCUAUUCUUUUUAA
Blastocystis hominis is the source of this 564-nucleotide messenger RNA. RefSeq lists its product as hypothetical. Gene Ontology annotation, molecular function: protein binding. The record is from RefSeq and is a predicted model, not a curated record. The transcript is spliced from 4 exons. Lineage: Eukaryota; Bigyra; Opalinata; Blastocystidae. The coding region runs from base 1 to 564 and encodes 187 amino acids.